CUCUGCCAUCUCCUCCCUCCUCCCUGUCCCCUCCCAUUCCCUGGCGGUCCCUCCCGCCGGACCCGUCCCGGCGCUGUCCCCGCGGGCUCGGGCCGGACCAUGGCGGAGCCCCCGCGGUCCCCGCAGUCCCCGGGCCCGGCGCUGCCGCUGCGGGCGCGGCUCAGCUUCGCGUGCGGGCACUUCCUGAACGACGCGUGCUCGGCGCUGUGGUUCACCUACCUGCUGCCCUUCCUGCACGCCGUGCUCGGCUACGGGCACGGCGCGGCCGGCGGGCUGCUCCUGGCCGGGCAGGCGGCCGACGGGCUCUGCACGCCCCUGCUCGGCUUCGAGGCCGACCGGGCCCACGGUUGCGGCCGCUGCGGCCGCAGGAAGGGCUGGCACCUGGCCGGCACCACCUGUGUCCUCGUGUCCUUUCCCUUUGUCUUCAGCCCCUGCCUGGCCUGCAGAGACAGCACUCCACAAUGGGCAGCCUUCAUCUACUACCUCCCCUUCAUCAUCAUCUUCCAGCUUGGGUGGGCAGCCACACAGGUGUCCCACCUGGCCCUCAUCCCCGAGCUGGUGAGCAGUGACCAUGGGAAGGUGGAGCUCACAGCUUUCAGGUAUGCCUUCACUGUCAUGGCCAACAUCACUGUGUACGGCCUGACCUGGCUCCUGCUAAACUUCCAGACGGAUCAGCCCGACCACACGGAGCACCUGGGCCCACAGGACAUCCCUGUGUUUCGGAACUUGGCCCUCAUCGUGGUGGGGCUGGGGGCCGUGUUCUCCCUCAUCUUCCACCUGGGCACCAAGGAGAAGCCGUACCCACCAGGGGUGCUACCCGAGCCAGAGGAGAGCACCCCGCUGCUGCACAAGGAGCCCUCGGGCCCCCCACACCCACUGCUGCUCUGGAAGGACUGGCUGCUGGAGCCCUCCUUCUACCAGAUCGCAGUGCUCUACAUGGCCACCCGCCUCAUCGUCAACCUGUCCCAGACCUACAUUGCCAUGUACCUGACCAACUCGCUGCUGCUCUCCAAGGUGGGUGCAGGGCAGGUCCAGGGGUAUGUGAGGUGUCCUGAUGUGGCCUGGGGCUCAUCUCCCUGUCCUUGUCCCUUGCAGAAGUACAUUGCCACCAUUCCCCUAGUGAUGUACGUCAGUGGGUUUCUCUCCUCGUUCCUCAUGAAACCUGUGAACAAAUGGAUUGGUCGGAAUCUGACUUACUUUGUGGGCAUCCUGGUGGUCCUGGCCUUUGCCUCCUGGGUGGCCCUGGCCAGGCCAAUAGGAGAUGAGAUCUACGGGCUGGCGGUGCUGCUCGGGGCCGGCUCAGCCACCAUCCUGGUCACCUCCCUGUCUAUGACUGCAGAUCUCAUCGGCACCAACACGCACAGCAGCGCGUUUGUCUACGGUGCCAUGAGCUUCACGGACAAGAUGGCCAAUGGCCUGGCUGUGAUGUUGAUCCAGAACCUGCACCCCUGCCCGACUGAGCUGUGCUGCCCUGCCUGUGUCGACUUCUACCGCUGGGUGAUGGUGCUGGUCACUGGUGGCAUCGGUGUCGCCGCUGUCACCACACUGUGCUCCAUCAUGGUGUGGCCCAUCCGGAUCCGCUACCGUGCUGUCAGCCUGCAGGGGCUGAGCAGGGCAAGGACCCCUGAAAGUGGCACUGGGAGCACUGAGGGAGAGAGCCAGAGCAGCACCAUCAACUGAGCGGGGCUGUGUCCUCAGCCACCAUGUCCUGGGCCACCGCGGUGCCACGCUCCGAGUCUGGAGGUUCCCCUGCACUGGGGGCCACCCUGUCUCCUUGCACUGGACUCACAUUCCCACCCUGACCUCAUGUCCCCAUCCUGGACUCUGGUGUCCCAGACCCCGCCGGGCCAAUGAAGGCUGUCCCUGCUGCGGUGUCACCGGGGCAGGGUCACCUGUCACCUCUCACCUGCACAAUGAACACUAGAAGGGCCUAGGCCAG
Messenger RNA from Vidua chalybeata, 1939 nucleotides. It is a transcript of the gene MFSD12, whose product is annotated as major facilitator superfamily domain containing 12. Gene Ontology annotation, cellular component: membrane. Gene Ontology annotation, biological process: carbohydrate transport. Bases 100 to 1680 code for a protein of 526 amino acids. The transcript has 9 exons. Gene Ontology annotation, molecular function: symporter activity. NCBI's taxonomy places the organism in Eukaryota, Metazoa, Chordata, Aves, Passeriformes, Viduidae. The record is from RefSeq and is a predicted model, not a curated record.